AUGUCACCGGGUUCAACGUCCAAGACAACGCAAUCCGCGGGAAACGUAGCCGGCCCUAACCGGGCCGGCCCGAGGAGGGGACCGCUUCACUCGAGCAUGGGGGAUGAAGCGAUCAAGCAAGUCAAGCGUCAAGCUUUCAAGACCAGCUCGACUAUCAGACUUAGCUCAUCUACAUCAUUAGCAGCAACCAAAUCGGCCAACGCCAUGUCGACCAAGAACAAUCACACGCUUGAUAUCCUCGCCAAAGCUGAAGCUGGCGGCUAUGGUGUCCUGUCGCAAGUCUGCUACGACUGGGCAGAAGUAGUCGGUGUCAUUCGCGCUGCAGAGCGCUUCAAGGCUCCUGUCAUUGUGCAACUCUUCCCCGUGACUCUGCAGUACGGCGGAGGACCGUUCCUUCAGCUCCUGCUUGACAUGGCGCACAAUGCUUCCGUCCCCGUAUCUGUCCACCUCGACCACGCUACAAACGAUGAGCAGCUCGAGCUCGCUGUCGGACUCGCGGAGAAGGGGAUCAAGUUUGACUCGAUCAUGGUGGAUGCGUCGCACGCGGAUACCGAUGAGGAGAACAUCAACAUCGCCAUUCCCUGGAUCAAGCGAUGCAACGCCGCUGGGGUGCGAACCGAAGUGGAGCUCGGUCGUCUGGAGGGCGGUGAAGCCGGUCUCCGUCAGGUUGAGGGGACGAUUCUGACUGACCCCGCAAAGGCUGAGGAGUUCUUGAAGAGGACUGGAGCCGACAUCCUCGCACCGUGUGUUGGAAACCGACACGGAUCGUACGUCCCAUUCGGAGGUGCCGAUGGCCAGUGGGACAUGCAACUGCUUGAGACCUUGUCAAAGCAGUUCAAGGGUCGUAUCCCCAUCUGCGCUCACGGUACCGACGAGCUCCCCGAACACAUGUGGGGCCAGAUGAUCAAGGCUGGUGUCAGCAAGAUCAAUGUCAACUCGUGGAUUCGUGAUCCCUACAUCGAGAACCUCUGCGAGGGACUCAAGACUAAGCCCAUGCCCGAGGCCAUUGAGGACGCGACCGAGGUGGUCAUCAACGAGUGCGAGAAGUUGUUCAAGCUGUUCGGUUGUAUCGGCAAAGCUUAG
Molecule: messenger RNA, 1083 nt
Organism: Dioszegia hungarica
Lineage: Eukaryota; Fungi; Basidiomycota; Tremellomycetes; Tremellales; Bulleribasidiaceae
Product: fructose-bisphosphate aldolase class-II-domain-containing protein
Exons: 7
Coding region: 1-1083 (360 amino acids)
Biological process (GO): carbohydrate metabolic process
Molecular function (GO): aldehyde-lyase activity; zinc ion binding
Source: RefSeq, a predicted model, not a curated record